Messenger RNA from Rhododendron vialii, 3505 nucleotides. RefSeq lists its product as uncharacterized. NCBI's taxonomy places the organism in Eukaryota, Viridiplantae, Streptophyta, Magnoliopsida, Ericales, Ericaceae. The transcript is spliced from 5 exons. The coding region runs from base 2888 to 3121 and encodes 77 amino acids. The record is from RefSeq and is a predicted model, not a curated record.
UAUCUAUUUUCACGACUUCAUGUUUGUUGAUGUCUUUAUGAUUAAUUUUUUGUGUUUAAGGAUUAGUUUGGAUAUUGAUUGAAUAACACAUUUGGAUUAAUUAGUAAGAAAUUUAGGUCUACUAAUUUUGCUGGUGCCUUACUAGGCUUAAGCUAAUUAUUUUUGUCAUUCUCUUUUCUGAUGGAUCCGUGUAUAGAAAGACAAUUUUCUGAGUUAGUAAAUGUUUUGAAUUAAACUGUUCGUUUCCAAUUAAGACUUGCACUUACAGCAGAGUAUGUUUGUGAGAGUUAGUAGGUAGCCAGCCAGACCCUUUCAUUACUUUUUCAUUUGUUUUUCGUGAGGUUGAUUCUCCUAACUCAAAUCUGAGCCUUCUCACCAGGGACUAAGGGCCCUUGGGGCAAUCCAACCAAGGUAUGCCGUGUAGUGUUGUGGAUUGUAGUUUCUGCACUUAUAAACACUGAGUGCUUUUAUUUUAUUUUGCGGGUUGAGUUUAAGUACUUGGUCCAAAGAGCUUGGUCCCGAGUGGCAUGUCCAUUUAAGAGGAUUUGGAUUUGAUUUUCUAGCUGCCAAAGAUAAUUAUUACUCCAUGUUAUAAUUUUCUUCUUUACAGAAUCCCAGUUGCACCUUUAUCCUUUUCUUUACAUCUUUAAGGUGUUGUGGAUCUUUAAGAUGUUCCAGAUGUGAACUGGGUAAGGCACAAACAGUAGAUUUGGUUGUAGGCAAUCAAUAACAGACGGGCGUUAGUUUUUGGAAGAUUUUGGCAUAGAGUGCUUGCACUUAUUGAGAAAUGGGUAGGGUUAGAUUUGAGGUUCAGUUUCAUGGGCAGCAGUCCAGUUAAUAGGCUAGUUUUAGCAAGACUAGUUUGAGAUUGCCAGGAUUGAUUAGGAGUUGUCAGACACGGAAAUCUGGAGAAGGCCUAUGCGAAAUUACCGAGGGACUAGGGUCAAGGGUGGACAUCUUGUACCUAUACUAGUGGAAGCAUCUGGAAAAAGGGUUGUUAAUUGUUUAUCUUGUAUCGGGAGACUGGGGUAUGAUAAAUGAACACAAGGCUAUUUUACUUUCAACAGACUUGCUAACUCUGAUUCCUAUAGAUUGGGCUCAUCAAUAUGUUGCUCCAUGGCAUGUUAUAAACCCUUUUCAGCCUUACUUUGAAGUCAAAUUCAGCAUUAUUUUAGUUUGGACUCUGGUUUUAUGAACUUAUUGCGUUAUAGGAUGAUAAAGGGCACUUUCUAUGUUUCCAAAAAAGUUAGAGUUUCACUUUCCAACACAAUUUUAUUUGGAUGUGGAGCAUACUGCACUUCAUCUUCUUUAAAAAUUAUGGUAGCAUUAUUAAAAUCCUUCGUUCAAAAUCCUUGUCUUCCAGUAAUAUAUGUGAAAACCUUCCUCUGUUUGUUAUGUUUGAACAUAUUAUAUAUAGUAAUGGGGUUUGAGCUCCUUUAUUACUAAUUAAAUACGGUGUUGUUUGGUUUACCCGUGCAUGUGACCAAGAUUCCAUCGUCUGCUAAUCACAUGGCUAAGAACAGUCAUUAUAACUUCUUAUUAAUUUUGAAUUGAAUUCCUCUCCUUGGAUUGGUAGAGCUUUUUUUUCCCAAUUGAAGUAUUAUGUCUGCAAAGUAUUGGGAAAAAAGAUAGGUUGUUAGCCCUGAUUCAACGGAUGCUAGGCAAGUCUCAUGCCGUGAAACUAAACUUCUUUCUCCAUAUUUUUAAAUUGCAUCACUCAUGCUUUCCAAUUUUACAUUUUCUUAUCGAUCUUCCAAUCAGAUGAUAGAUCGUUAUUGGAUUGCUUUCUUUGUGGCGCUUUCACUUCUUGUUGGAGCAUUUGAUGCUAGUGCUGGCUAUUUUAAUCCUAUUUACAGUUACAAGUACCAAGAAAAAGAAAGAAAGGUUACGAUCACAUCCACUGGACACUCCAGGUUACUGAAGUUCUUAGCUCUUGUUUUGCAUGAAGAUAUUUAAGAAGGCUGCCACAAAUGCAUAUCCUGGUAAGGUAAUGAGAUGCAAUCAAAAAAUGUGCUUGUAUGCAAAUCUCUUAAUGCUUGUUGGCAACUCGUUAUAUGGGUUAGGUCAUUAUAUUGCAAAAAAGGUGUGAAAAAUGACAUGAAAUGGUUGUUAUUAGCCUGAACAUGUGUUUUGCCCUCGAACUAGUACCAUCAAUAGUUCUGCUCCUAGAAUUCUUUUUGUUAAUGUUUUUCCUUCUCAGAUCACUUCAAUAUUCUCUUUUUUUUUACAGAUGUUCUUAAUAGGUUUUAAAGUUUAAUACUUAUUUUGUUAGCUAUAUGAGCAAUGGGUGUUUAUUAUUGGGUGUUUAAUACUACUUCAUGUUUAUCCUUGAAAGGUAACAUGCAUUCCAGUGGGUGCAACUGAACUUUGUAGACUUAGAGAAAACCAUGGUAGAAAAUUAAUGAUAUGAAGAAUGCUUGGGGCCAACUCCAUUCCUGUGACACAGCUAUUUUAUAAGACAUCUUUGGAAAUCACUUCUACCACUCCCGAGGGGUGUACGACUGUUGAAAAAUUGAAAUGAAAACUUUCUUUGUGUUGUGUACAUAUGGUUGAGUUAUGUGAUGAUAGAUAACCUCAUUACUCUUAUGCUUCUAUUUUGUACUUAUUGGCUGCUUCUGUUUGUUGUUAUUUGCGAUCAGUGCUGCAUUGAUGCUACUCUGAAUAUGACUGUAUUUGUGGACUCCCUUUUAUGCAUAUCAUAUGUAUGCCUGAUUAUUUGGUUGCUCCAUAGUGUUGAUUAUGGCCAUAUCAGUCUUACUGUUAGUAAGUUAUAUGCACGGUACAAUACCUACUUUAUUCUUUUAUGCUAAUAGGUGCACCAUGGCUCCUACUAAGGAUGGAUAGCGUGAGUUUGCGUAGCAAACAAAUGUCAACACCAAAUUAGGACAUGCCUGGCCCCGAAAUACUGUUAGAGCUGGUAUGGUCCAAGUGUGUUCUGCUUCAUAUCUCUUUCAAGUUGGAAAGUGAGUCACAGAAGCUAUAUAGGUUGAAGAAAAAAAUGGAGAGGCAGCUUCACCACACUUCUGAUGGUUCGGCAAUCAUAACAAACACACCACCACAACCCCAAGAUGGCAAAACAAUGGUCAUGGCACAAAUCCACCCCUGCUGGUUUAUGGGUUGAUAAAGAAGUGCUGUUGUGACUUUUUGCUGAAGAUAUAGGCAUGAUCUUGCUAGUGUGAUGGCUAUCAUUAUUGCUUGGUUGGUUGAAGCCUUUUUGUUGAUACUAAUGGGAUGGAUAGAUUUUGGAAGGAUUGUUUUGGUUGAAGCCUUUUUGUUAAUAUUUUGGUGUAAGAUUUGAACUCCACUUUUGGGAUACAUGGAUGUUUUGGAAAGCUUUUUUGUUGAUAUUUGGUGACAAGGUUUGUACUAGAUAGAAAUGUUGGAAGGACAUUUAGUAUAUUGAAUUUCUUUUGUAAUGGUAAUCUCUUUGAUGUUUGGAGACAUUUUACUGGUUUUGUAUACAAUAUUGUGAAAUAUAUUGCCAAGGAAGUAAUUGGAGCUGCCA